Messenger RNA from Doryrhamphus excisus (bluestripe pipefish), 1658 nucleotides. Its product is annotated as BTB/POZ domain-containing protein KCTD12-like. Gene Ontology annotation, molecular function: protein binding. Gene Ontology annotation, cellular component: postsynaptic membrane; signaling receptor complex; presynaptic membrane. Lineage: Eukaryota; Metazoa; Chordata; Actinopteri; Syngnathiformes; Syngnathidae. Gene Ontology annotation, biological process: protein homooligomerization; regulation of G protein-coupled receptor signaling pathway. The record is from RefSeq and is a predicted model, not a curated record.
AACAGUUAAAGCUGAGUUGGCCGUCAUUACUUCUCCUCCCACUCAGCCGAAGCCAUAUAAACAUUUGUCCAGAGUAACAGGGCUUUUCUCUUGCCCAAAAAACAGCAGAGAUGGCGCACACAGACAACCAAAGCUCAACUUUCCCUGACAUCGUGGAGCUGAACGUGGGCGGCCAGGUGUAUGUGACCCGGCUAGAAACUCUCACAGCGGUACCCGACUCUCUACUGUGGGCCAAGUUCAGCCAAAGUUCCCCCGAAGACCUACCUAAAGACGGUAAGGGUCGCUUUUUUUUCGACCGCGACGGCUUUCUGUUCCGCUAUAUUCUGGACUUCUUGCGGGACUCGGAGCUCUUCCUGCCGGAGUUCUUCAAGGAAAGAAGGAGGCUACAGAAGGAGGCUGACUUCUUCCAGCUGCCCGAACUGUCGAGGCGCCUCAGCAACGACAGCUCAUACACGGAGGACAAUGGGGAUCCGGAGGAGGCUGAGAUCCCCAGUCCGGCCACUACGCCUUCUUCCUCGGAUAGAACCCUACGCUCGCCCGGGUCCACUUCCGGGUACAUCACGGUGGGCUACAGGGGCAGCUACACCAUCGGAAGAGACAUCCAAGCCGACGUUAAAUUCCGCAGAGUGGCCAGGAUCACAGUAUGCAGCAAGAUCUCUCUUGCCAAAGAAGUCUUUGGGGACACUCUGAACGAGAGCCGAGACCCGGACCGACCUCCGGACAAGUACACGUCCAGGUACUACCUUAAGUACAACUUCCUGGAGCAGGCUUUCGACCGGCUGGCUGAAGCUGGCUUCCACAUGGUGGCCUGCAACUCUACAGGGACGUGCUCGUAUGGCAGCAGUGACCCAGGAGAGGACAAGAUGUGGACCAGCUACACCGAGUAUGUUUUCAGCCGGUGACUGCAUGAUUUUAGACCCAAAGUGGCAGUUUGCAAUUUGGAGGAUCUGGAGGAGAAUCUAUGGCUCCACGAAUAACUCAAAUUGGUCAUGCUAUGUAAAUGAUAUGAUACUGCAGUUUAACGUUUACAUGCAACAUCUAAUGUAUUUCAAUAGGCUUUAUAGUGCUAUUAGUUAAGGCUGUGUUUGUGAUUGAUGAGUGUGUUAUGGUUUGUUAAGGGGUGUCCAAACUUUUUCCACUGAGGGACGCAAACUGAAAAAAUCAAAAGAUGCAGGGCCCAUCGUGAUAUUCUAUGUAAUGUAUCAUUUUUAAUUUUGUAAUAAUUGUAAUAACUCAAUUUACCAUGCGAUACAUGGAUCACAAUAACAAUAAUAUCUCAACACGGUGAUCGGGUGAACCAAAUAAAUAAAAAUAAAUAAAAUAAAAAAUUAAUAAUUUCAUUUUGUUGUAUUCGGCAGCCAUAGGGUCCAUAUUACCCGUGACCCAAUAAGGAUAAGCGGUACAGAAAAUGGGUGGAAUUUUUGCAGAAUAUUUUAAUCAGAAUGCAAGCAGCAAAGCUGCUUUAGUGCAUUUAAAUGUCUUGACUAUGAAACUUUUUUAUAUUAGUUGGAUAUGUAGAUAUUUUGUCACAAAAUUUGUUUGGGAGUGAUGUUGGCUCCCAGCAUGCAUUGCGGCACUAAGUUUGUAAAAAGUUGCUGAAGUUACAUUUUUAGAGUUGUUUAUUAUUCCCCAUAGUAUAAGUUUCCUAUGUGUAUUUA